ACCAGUUUCUGUUUACAUGAAAUCUAUUUGAUCCAGCUUACACUGUUACUUCAUUUAUGAUAAACGUCCUGUUACUAAAAAUAGAACAUAUGCUGUCCUUUACCAGGAAGCCUAUCUCAAAUUCUGAGAAGUAUCGCCGCCAUAUUGACAGACAGAAACUAACCUUGUCGACAUGGCGGCCCAGACACCAGUUUCAGGGUGUCCCCGCCAUAAAGGGAUGGGGUUUGUUUGUGUGUGUAAAUCGUGUGAGGACGAGUUAAUUUGUAUGGACUGUGUUACAGAAAGUCACAACGGUCACAAGAUGGGUAAACUGACUGAUUAUGUGGCGGACCAGAAACGGGAAAUACAGCAGUAUGUUGACAAGCUCUCCAAAACCGACAUUCCUAAAAUCAAGGAGGAUAUUCGUGAACAGGAGACGAGCGGUGGAGGAUAUCAGAAAGUUAUCAAUGACAUUAAACGUCAGGGGAAACAGAUGAAAGACAACAUCGAUAACGCCAUUGAGUUGUUAGUGAAGAUGUGUACCGAGCUAGAGAAACUGAAUAAAAGUGUUUCUGAGAAAAACAAAACUGCUCUCACCAAACAUCUGAGGGAGGACCUGGAGCCCAAACUGGACAGAUGCCAGCAGGUACUGACAUCCGGUACAACCGUUGACGUCACUACAUUAGCGCGGGAAAUCAGGAAUACCUCAUUUGACCCUCCCUCUCCUCGACGUUUGCAGACAGUGGAGUUCAAACCCGGGACCAUCUCCACCGAACUUCUGGAACGCAUGCUUGGUAAGGUACUCGUCGACGGGGAAGAUCAGUCGUACAAACCGAUUCCGACACCUGUGGUUCUGUCCGAGUUUACGACGUCGUUUCCUUACACUAUAUGUCGUACAUGUCUUACUGGUGACGAGGCAUGGUUAUCGUACUGGGACGAUGAAAGCGUGUAUCGGGUUGACAUAAAAGGCAGUGUAAAGGAGACAAUCAAGUGUAAGGUCAAAGUCAGUUCGAUCUCUGUAUCCCCGACCACGGGCAGGGUGUGGUUCUGUGUUCAGGAUGACCGAAGUAUCCGGGAAAUCACGACGGGUGGUGACGUCGUUACACGCUUUAACGUUAACAACACACCAGGUUCUCUGUGUAUCACUAGUGAUGACAUGGUGGUGGUGGGGAUGGAUGGAGGAAUACAACUGUACACUACAGACGGCCGGGCAGUGUCAGCUGGAGCGGGCCGUCCUUGUCGACAGGUGGCAGUAAGUCCCUCAUCACAUGGUGUCUAGUUCUCUGACCGGGGAUGUAGCUGCUGUUGAUAGUGACGGUGUAGGUUAUGAUGACUACAUCGCUGGUAAGACACCAGGCAAACAGCCUCACGUCAUCGUGAUGGAUAAACACCUAAACCUGAAGUUUCGCUGUAAAGACAUUGGUACAAUCAAAUCAAACGGAAGUUCCAGUCAGUCAUCAAAGUUUUACCCGUACGAUGUUUGUUUUGAUGGAGCUGGUGAUAUCCUCGUAGCGGACUAUCUCACCAAGUCGGUACUACUGAUUGACGGGAAUACUGGACAGUGUAUGAGGACUGUUUAUACAACCGAUGGAAGUGUACCAGUGUGUAUCGGUCUACACGAGGAUGGUACCCUCUGGGUCUAUCACAGGGGCAGUACAACGAAAAUACUCAAAUAUAAAUAGACAUAACACGUGUAUCCCCGUAUUGAACAAUGCAUCAAUACUCCCCUUCACAGAGUGUCCUUCGAAUACUGUGGAUAUAAUAAUAAGGUGACAUUGAUAAUAUGUUGGUGAUUAAUUAUCUUGGAUACGUGUACACUAUGUGUUUGAUUUGAAUUAUAUCUUGUCCUAAAUUGACGAUUACUUUUAACAGUUGAUUUCAAAAUUGUACAAAUGAUAACUUACUGAUUGGUUUACCAGUUUAUAAUAUGUAUGUUUAACACUAUAUUGAAUUUUUAAUUUAUACCCAUCGCAUAAAAACAAUGAACACAGGAAGUAAUACAUUGUUAACUUCAAAAACAAACUUCGAAAAACCUUACAUUAUAGAUAAUUCUAGGAUUGACUCACUCAAUUCUGCCAAUCAGCUGCCUUUUUUCUGGGAAUCUAAUCCUCAAGACAAAUUGGUUUUAGGUACUGUAGCUGAGUAAUUGACAUAUGGCACUCAGUAAUUGUUACAUAUUUCAUUGGCUAAAUUUAUUAUUGAUAUAAAUGAGAUAAUUAAGUCACAAUUUGUUGUACCAUGUAUUAUUAUUAACCAGGUGUUUGUAUUCGUAUUAUCUGCACUGUACUGUUUACGAGAAUAAACAAUUGUCAUUGUCAUUA
Pecten maximus is the source of this 2300-nucleotide messenger RNA. RefSeq lists its product as uncharacterized. The transcript has a single exon. Gene Ontology annotation, molecular function: protein binding. The coding region runs from base 173 to 1258 and encodes 361 amino acids. The record is from RefSeq and is a predicted model, not a curated record. NCBI's taxonomy places the organism in Eukaryota, Metazoa, Mollusca, Bivalvia, Pectinida, Pectinidae.